AUGUCACAGCCCCCGAGUAGAGGACGCUUGGCGCCGCGGGGCGGCCGCCGCCCUGCCGCCGCCGCGGAGACACCCGCCUCAGGAUCAUCAGCCACCCCAGCAGCCACGCCCGCGCCGGCUUCAGCAGCACCCUCGACAUCAACAUCGUCAGCGGCGACCCCAGCAGCUUCGUCAGCCGCCAAGCCGGGCCUCAAGUUCAAACCUAAGGCCGUUAGAAGAGGCGAGGCAGAGAGACAGCGUAUUGCAGAAGAACAACAGAGGUUACAGGACAUCCGAAAUGAACAAGAGAGCAGGCGAUUAGCCCGGGCGAACCGCGGGCGUGGAAGAGGCGGUGGACGUGGGCGCGGGCGAGGUAACUUUCUUAUGAGGGGAGGUCGCACCGCAAGUGCUGCCGGCCCCUUGUCAGGAGGCAUGGGUUAUGGAGGAGGCUCUUCUGGUGGUGAUGGAGGCGGCGCGGAUGGUUUCGGGACAUCCAACGGCUUCGACGCGAACAGAAUCAACGCCGACAUGCUUUACAGUCUUAGCCUCGAAGAUGAGGAGGAGAAGCUCGAGAACGGUCUGGUCCGGACAAAGAAGAAGAGAGCUCCUAUGCCCAUGGGUAUUAGGAGAUUCGAGCAUGAGGAAGAGGAGGUUGUUAUGGCGACCGCUGCGGAAAUCGAAGCUCAAGACGCCGGCGUCGAUGUGGCCGCUGGCGAUAACGACAACGACGACGACAAUAGCUCCGAUCUCUUCGUCGACAACGGAGAAGGACCAGUACAGAUCAAGGAUGAAGGAGCGGUUGACACUGCGGUACCAAGGACCAUCAUCAAGAAGGAGGGCGGUGAGAUGGAGGACGUCAAUAUGGAGAGCAUCCCAGAAGGAGUCAUCAAGACUCCCGAGUCUCCAGAGCUCAAGAAGAAAGUUAUGGCCACCACAAAGGAAGCAGAAAAGCCGAAGGAGAAGAAGCCUAAGAAGCCCAAGGAAACAGAGGCAGAUUUUGCCCAGCAAGACCGGGAGCGUUUGGUCGAGCUCUUCAACCACGGCACUGAGCUCGAAGGGCACAUGUUCCUCUUCCAGCUUCCCGUCGUGCUCCCGCCGCUCAAAAGCGCAGCGCCAGCUCCCAAGGUCAAGCCGGAACCGGAAAAUGACGAUGUUAUGAUGCUGGAUCAGCCGACUAUGCAAAAGUCGUCCUCCCGGAUCGACUUGACAUCGGAGGAGGCGAGCAAGGUCAAGAAGGAGAACGGAGAGGAGGCAGAUGCGGACGCAGAGCAAGAAGAUAUGACACGCGAAGGCGGCUAUGUCGGGCAGCUGGUUGUGCGAAAGUCUGGUAAGGUUGAAGUCAGCUGGGGUGGUGUCCCUCUACAGAUGGGGUUGGGCAUCCAGGCCAAUUUCUUGUCGACGGCGGUUAUCAUCAAGGAGGACGACGUAAAGCCUACCCAAGACCAGUACACGGGAGCCGCCUACGGCAUGGGUAGAAUCCAGGGCUCCUUUGUCUUGGCACACACAUUCGGAGAUGAAGAAGAAUGGGUUGUUGAUCCGAGCGAGCUCGUCAUUGCCGAUGGGGAGCAGUGAGCGGGACUAGUGGUAGAUAAAGUCCAUUACAUUGCAUUACCUCCGGAGAUGGGGGGUGACAGCGAAAACUGAUAGGAAACAAUUUGAUACCCAUUGAGCAC
Messenger RNA from Neurospora tetrasperma FGSC 2508, 1652 nucleotides. RefSeq lists its product as uncharacterized. The record is from RefSeq and is a predicted model, not a curated record. The coding region runs from base 1 to 1551 and encodes 516 amino acids. The transcript has 2 exons. Gene Ontology annotation, molecular function: DNA binding. Gene Ontology annotation, biological process: transcription by RNA polymerase III. Gene Ontology annotation, cellular component: RNA polymerase III complex. NCBI's taxonomy places the organism in Eukaryota, Fungi, Ascomycota, Sordariomycetes, Sordariales, Sordariaceae.